Archocentrus centrarchus (flier cichlid) is the source of this 5372-nucleotide messenger RNA. RefSeq names its product synaptonemal complex protein 2 (gene sycp2). Bases 238 to 4962 code for a protein of 1574 amino acids. The record is from RefSeq and is a predicted model, not a curated record. The transcript has 47 exons. Gene Ontology annotation, cellular component: condensed chromosome, centromeric region; lateral element. Gene Ontology annotation, biological process: female meiotic nuclear division; mitotic G1 phase; male meiotic nuclear division. NCBI's taxonomy places the organism in Eukaryota, Metazoa, Chordata, Actinopteri, Cichliformes, Cichlidae.
CAACUGUAGGAGCUGCUGAGGAACAGAACAAUGACUGUAUAAAAGAUGGAUGACUUGGCUCCGCUUUCUACCCACCAUGCGAAACUCCAGUGCCCACAUAAAGGAUUUAUUUUUUCGGUCGUUUAAUGUUUUUACAGUCAUUAGAGCGGAAACCGGCUGGAAGGAAACCCUUCUACGCAGGCGCACACAUCUGAAGUCUUCACAGGCUUAGUGGCAGUAAAACCUUUCUUCACAAGAAUGGCACCAGCUCAGAACAAACAGUUGGAGCAUGUCAUCAGUGAGGUGUUAAAGACCGGAGAUGUCCAAACACUGGAUGUAUUCUUGCAGCGGGAGAUUUAUGAAGAGACUCCCAUGAAAUGUUCUCAGCAGUUUCUCACCAAACUGGAUAAACUUAUCAACAGGGGUUUGGUUCAGAAAGAUCCCAGAUUGGCCAGUUUGGGACUUGCCAGCCUCUACAAGUGUGGAAAAAACCUAAUCCUACCUGGUGGUCGCCAAGGACUCUCUGGGUUAAUAGAACAGGGCCUGAUAAAAAAGAUGGUUGAGUGGUUUGGAAAAUGCAGGCAACUGUGGAUCCAAUGUGGGCCGCAGUGGGAUGAGAACUUGAUCAACCUCUCUGAAGACUUCUUAAAUGUCUUAAUGGUGGUUCAUGAGGCAUGCAAGGAGGGAACCUACGGAAUCUCAGAGUCCUUUCUGUAUCCUGUCGGCCAGUUGGCAGUAGACCCAAAAAGCUACAUCCUGAUCAAAAAAGAGGCAAUUCGUAAAUUCAACUUAUUUCUGGACAAAAUCCCAGUGGAUCUUAAGAAAGACAGGCAGAUCUUAUCGUCACAGGAGGCCUCAGAUAUCAUGGUCAAACUGGCUGGUCAAAUAUUGGAAGCUGGUGAUUAUGACUUUCAGUCAUCCUUGAUGGAGGCACUGUGCAGAAUGGCCACACAUGAUGAAAGGAAGGCGCUUGCACAUAAAUGGUUCAGCAUGGGCCAUGUGGCCAGCGCAUUUGGCCAAAUUCGUGAUUCUGAGUUUGAGACGGCUUGUCGCAAGUUUCUAAACAUGGUGAAUGGGAUGCAGGGAGACAAAAGAAGAGUUUAUUCUUACCCUUGUUUGGAAGUUUAUCUGGACAGCUUUGAGCUGCUGAUGCCCUUGGAUGAGAAACUUGAGGAAUUUUGGAUUGACUUCAACCUUGGCAGCCACAGCAUCUCUUUUUACUUUUCCUUGGCUGAUGAAGAGGUGCAGGAUAGCCACUGGGAAACUAUGUGUAUCAAUGAGCAUGAAGUCCAGAGCUACAAUGUCAAAGAGGAGAGCAAGAGGCAGGUCUUGCAGAUCAAGCUGUCAGAGGUGGUGAUUGUUGGUGCAGUUGAAGGAUCCAGUCUUAUCAUCCAUUUCAGCUCCUCCCUGGACAUUCUGCAGGCUGCUCGAAACGUCUAUGGACACAACAAAAAUAAAGGCUCAACUGUAGUGAAAGCUACAGUUAAAACUUUAAUGGAAGAGAACAGCACUCAGGUUGUUCCAGAGAGCCAGGUGUCUCUUGGUGAAAGUGAAAAAAAUACUGCCCCUUACGUUUUACCUGCCCCAGCUGCACCAGCACAGAUGGUGACCCCAGCCAGGAUGAAGUUCUCUGAGUCCACCACCUUCAUUAGCAGCGGCGGAGGUGGAAGUGUGCGUCAUUCCUUCUCUCUUGCUUCAAACACUCCAGCCAGUGGCAUUGGGGCAGAAAAGCCGUCUCUAAAAGUGAACACAGCCUCUAAACAGGCCAUCAAGAAUAAGGCUGACAAACACAAGAAGAACAUACCACUGGCAGAGGCUGUGAACAUGGCUCUAGCUGAACAAGUAGAUGAACAAUCUCAGGAGGAUAAUUUUGUGCCUGACACCCAACCCAAAACUGGGAGAAACAUGUCUUCUAACUGGCACAAAUUAUCAGUUUCUGAAAUGCUAACAAUGCCAACACAGAAAAUGAGCUCACUGCCAAGAUCAGAAACUUGUUCAACUUUGGCAGGUCCACAGGAGCGCUCCUCAUCAUCGAGGUGGUCAGUUUCAGCCUCAAGCUUAUUCUGCCAAAAGCAACUUCAUAUCCAACUCACCGAGCGCCUGCAGCAGGUCCUCAAUGGGAGGAACCAAGAUUCUGCGCCUACUCCAGAAAUGGCUGAUAUCAGAAGAGACUCUAAUGACACAAGUACAGAAGACCAGUGUGUUUCCUCAUUGUGUACUUCCAAGGAUCAACGUGCCCAGAGUAAUGGCUGUGUAAAAGGGAAGACCAAGGUCCAGACAUCACUGGCGAUAGGUGUUAUUCCAAUUAAACCAUCAGUCAAGACUUCCACAACCAAAAAUCAGAAGGAGAAAAUGCCAUCUGAAGCUGAGGUUGAAAAUAAGAACUAUCCAUCAAGCAAAGAAAAGAGAGACACAGAGGUUGCAGGUAGCAUGGUGAAGCUCAUCUCUAGCCAUUAUAAGGUUGAUGGCCAAGCCAACAAAAAAGACACUGCGGAAAAUAUCAGUCAGAACUGGAUUCCUCCGCUUGUCAACAGACCAAUCUUCAAUAUGAGCUGGUUGCCAACUGGAAAAAGGGAAACAUCCAGAAACCUAAUUAAAUCACACAGCAAAACUAAACCAAGCUCUGUCAGAAAAGACGUUUUUGCAUUCAGCACCAAUACCCCUCCCAGCAAUGGGAAAGCGAACAGAAACACCUCUGCCAUACAAAGCAGUGACAUCCACUCCUCGGUACUGAGCACAACCAAGAAAGAACACCCUGUGGGAAAAGUGCAGAAGAAGCGAUAUGUCAAAAAGCACCUGUUUAGUGACACAGAUACAGACAAUGCCAUGACAGAGGUCAGCUGGCUGAGAGAGUCAGCCAGGAGGUCCAAGCCCAAGGUUACCAAAUACUCCAGGCAGGCACCCAUCAAAUCUAGAGCUGUCCCACAGCAUGGUUCAUUUGAAUCCCCAGAUUUACUGCCAUCCUUUCCAAAAGCUGUAAUGGAUAAUAACAAACCCACUAAGAAAAACAGCCAUAUGAAGAAGGCCCUGGGUCAGCCAAAGGAGACAGUAAAGCCAGCAGCAGCACCAAGAAGACCACAUGCAGCUGGCAGGAGGCCCAAGAGAGCUGCAGCCACCUCUGCCAAAAGCUACAAAGAACCAGAUACUGAUGACAGCCAGUCAGAAGAACCAGAGGAUCCUCCUGCUACCAAGUAUUCGUCUACGGAUCAUCUAAAGAAAACCGAGGAAGUUCAUGAAGCUCAAAACAAAAAAAAGACCUACAGCACCCAAGCAAUGAAAAAGAGUAUGAAGCCAGGGUCAGAGUCUUUGUUAGAGAAGCCAACCACUUCCAAGCAGGGGAAGCAUGAGAAGACCUGUUCAGUGGUUCCUGACGUAAAGAUAGGGAAAAACACCUCUGAGCUAUGCACGGAGUCCUACAGGAGAAAACACGGCAACCUGUCAGAUUUUAAAAAGCCAUCCGUACUCAAGCAGAGGCCUGAAAAUGUUCUUCAAGAAACUUCAAAAUUGAAUAAGAAAAAUGCCCAAGAACAGAAGAGUUCACUGAGGGAUUCCUGGGCUGCUUGCCAGACCUCUUUCUGUCCAUCCCCUCCUUUCAUCGAGAAGAUGAGAUCUGCCGAUAGGUCAGCCCCAACCUUGGAUUUGACCUACUCCCCUCUUCUCACCCCGCGGGGAUCCCUGCUGCCUGCCUCCCCUAAGCCUCCUUGCCAAGACACCCCCUCACCAAUCCUGCUGCUACCCAAACCUUGCUCCACAGUCAGCAGUAAAGAAAUGUGCAAGUCUUCUUUCUACAGUGCAGAAAAGAACCGUGGCUCAUCCAAGACUCGUUCUAUCCAGUCUGUCCAUUCUAUCGCUUCACUGGGAGGUCAAACCACUGCACCCAAUCCUCCUGCUGAACUUAGUGCAGCAAAGAUAAGUCCAAUCCAACAGCGGCUUUCUUCAGCAACUUAUUCCCCUUUGUCCACUCGCCCCGUGAUGACGUCCACACUCCUUGAGCUGGACAAGCCACCCUUGCUGUCUCCUGCUCAAUCACCAUUUCUGAACGACACCAUUAGCUUUGGCCACCACUGUAGUUUGAGUAAAGUGUCUUCAGUAUCCCAGGCAUCCACUAACUCAUCAGUACUCACCAGCAAAGUUAAGGACAGCCCCACUGAUGCCCUGGCUAUAUCUCUUAAAACAGAGAAAACGCCACUCUCAGACCAAGACUCAAAGCUUGCACAGUCUCUUGUUUCAGGACCCAGUCGCAAGCGCCACAUUUCCUUGUCUAGUAAUUCCGAGGACGAGGAGAAGGAAGAGCGGAAGAGAAGCGAGAUGAGCGGGAAGCGUUCUCCUCAUAUGAAGCCAAGGAAAUUAUUCAAGUCAUUCGAGGUGUCUGCUGUAGAUGAGUCGAGUCAGGUGAAGUCGUCCUCUUGUCAUUGGGAGGCUGAAGUAAUGGAUGGAGACAUGGACAUGGAUGAGGAUUUAGAUUUGCCAGAAAUUGCGGUAAACCCAAGUAACCUGUGUCAGCAGCUGAACUCAGAGCUGCAGAAGAAGUUCCAGAAACAUUACAGCUUGGUGGAGCUUUACAACAAGCAGUCUUUGAAGACCAUCCAGCAACACGUCUCCUCCGUUAAUACGCAAAUUACAAAAAGCAGGGCUCAGAGGCUUGAACAGGUUCAGAAGGUCCUCCUGGAUGAGAUAACCAAAUUGGAGCAAGAUGACACAGUGCUGAAAAGCAUGGAGGAAGACCUCACUGUGUGUAGGAAAAAACAGAUGAUGGGCUUUCAUUCUUACAAGAAGCAGGAAGUCAGGAGAAAUGAGAUCCUGAAGAGAGCCCUUCAGAGUAGCACAUGCCACAGCUUGGAGUAUGAGGACAGAAUAUUCACAUCUGAGAUGUGCAUGAUCAGAAAAGACAUGAAGUCGGUUCAGGACAAAUUGCUCAGUGAGAUGCUAGAGGGAGAACUCCAGAGUGUGAAGAGAGGACUGCACACUUUGUUCUUCCCCUGAGGGGAGCCUGGUUUGAGUUCGACACGGUCCUGCAACACAAUAAACCAGGCUGUGUAUUUCAUGCUGUCCUGGGUAGUUCCGCUGUGCUGAGUCAAAGUAUUUUUCACGCAGUGUUUAUUAUUCCAGUUUCUGCUUUGAUUCUAUGUAGAUGUGUUUGGUUUAUUCUGAUGGUGCAUUGUUCCAGUGUCUUGGAUUUUAUUAGAAAUGUUAUUCUGAUGUUAUUUCAUGGCUUUUUUCAGGAAGUUUUGGUGUUGUAAGCUUUGCCAUGGUCUUAAUUACCUUGGCUCUGUGAUAUUUUUAACCCUAAUUCCUGAUUUAUUUAUGUGAGCUGGUUACGUACUGGAAAUGGCCAACUAAGCAUUCAAGAUCUUAAUUGUAUCAACUGCUUUUUACUAAAUUCUCUACCUUAA